This is a messenger RNA of Trichophyton rubrum CBS 118892, 4419 nucleotides long. RefSeq lists its product as uncharacterized. The coding region runs from base 2818 to 4020 and encodes 400 amino acids. Lineage: Eukaryota; Fungi; Ascomycota; Eurotiomycetes; Onygenales; Arthrodermataceae. The record is from RefSeq and is a predicted model, not a curated record. The transcript has a single exon.
GCAGCGGCUGAUUUUCACGUGACGUGCGGCGUCCAACCCAAAACCAAGUUUUGAGCCUCCAUUGGAUCUUGUUCUCUGGGGCAAAACCAUCGCAACACUUCGUCCCUCCACCCCAUAGCGCCACUACUAACUAUGUUCGGUUUGCCAAAAUUAACUUCAUGCGGAAAGUCUCGCUAGACAAAGCCUGCCAUUCUCGCUUUCUCACUCGUCCGGAUUCCCGAUGAAUGUUCUCCAUGGGAGCGAAGAAUGACCUCUGUCUUGUUCAACCUGACAGGGGGCCAAUGAUAGCUCCUUGGACAUGAGAUAUGCAGCCAUGAAAUAGUCUCCUACUAAGACGGCUGGCGGAGUGUCGGUGAACCCCGCAAGGAAAGCAUCACCAAGUUAACUAGGAAACAAUUUGGGGGGUGGUGUUAUACCUCAUAGUAAUGUCGGCUUCUACGCCACCAGCCUGGAACGCAAGACCGCCAAAAUUUGAUACCGUGUACAGUACCACCGAGUCAUGACUGGGGUAUCUGAUUCUCCCUGCCUGAAAAACUGGUCUGAAAAUUUAGGAGUUGGGAUCUCAUACGGCGAUCGCUACAGCUUGGUUGACUUUCAGUGAAGGGCUUGGUCCUCCAGAAGCUGAUGACUUUUCCUACCUGGAUUCUUGACGUUGAACGAAGCUAUUUCGGCAAAAAAGGCUAACCUUCGGCUUUAUCUGCGAGUCCUUCAGUGCUUCAUCCAGCUGACCACCCAACCUCGCCGUCAUAAUGAGGGGAAGUGCUUCGAGCCAAGGCGAAUCGAGGCUUGCACUGUUGUCCGGUUCAAAAUAUUGUCACAAAAGACUUGACGAAGUUCCCAAUAUUUUGACCACGCAGUGAUACCUGGCGUCACUUAGCCAGCCCAAGUCGAAAUUAUCAAAAAGCAGACGGUACUAACUUACGGGGUGACAAUGCAUAUAAUGCCAUCGUUUGUCCUCUGGACAUUCCACCUGUGCUCUCAGUGGUUCCAAGGUCUUCCUGAUCUGUUGCCUCACAUUUCAGAUACUGAACCAGUCAAUAAUUUUGCCAGUCAAACGGGAUUAUUGCAUCCGGGAGGUAUGAAGUACUUCCAGAUAGCCCCUUGGGUCUGCAUCCCACUGUUGACAUGCCGCGGUGUCGAUGCAACCAACUCGGCGGACAGUGGCUCCGAUCUACAGCUUAAUGAGAGUCCGUUUUCUAAGAACUGGCAGGUUCUUGGGCCGUUUGAAAUAGGAACGAGGGGUACGUAAUUUAACUCUGUGCCCAAGCAGCAUCACUAACAUUGUUUCUUAGAAUCAUCCUGGGGUGCUGACCCACUGGAAGCAUAUGGUGGCUUUCAAACGCUGCAAUAUGACCCAAAGGCCAGCUUUGACAGCUCUCUGGCACUUAACGGUCUUGCAAAUUGGUCAAUGGCUUCUACGCAUGUCAAUUCAACUGCUGACCCUCCGGAGACUAUACUUGAUAUCAAUUUACCCCCAGAUAACUUGACAUCUCUUCAAGAAGUCUACGGCUGGGAUGCAAAGCAGUACCAAGCCUGGGCGCGUGGAACAUUGACUGUUUCUAAAUCCAACUCCGUGGUCGCUUUAUAUACAGAUAGGAUCUGGGAAUAUCGAAUUGACAACAAAUCAUACUUUGGUGGUGACUUUUUUGGUUUUCGCAGAGCACCACUUCUUCUGGAUUUGUCCCCUGGAACUCACACUGUUGACCUUCGUGUGGUCCGCGAUGUCAGGGCUCUUGGGGCUGUUGGCGAACCGUAUAUCAAUGUUACGCACAUUGCACAGGAGUUGUCUAAAACACUAAUUGUGGACAAAAAGAGUAUUCUCGUUGCAGAUGUUGUUGAAAAUCGUUUGAUUAGCCCGUAUGCUUCUGUUACUCUCCAUAAUACCAUGGGUAAUCCUGUUGAUGUGGUUGGCAUCAAGGAAGAUGGCACCCAGGUUAGGAUCAUCCGUUCUAUAGUCUUAUCACAUAGCUAACCACUUAUAGGCCGCCAGCUUUUCUUUGAAUAUGUUAAACAACCAUGUGAAGCUAGAGGGAGCACAAUCUCGCGCAAUUGGCUUUACAAUUGAGGCGAAAGAUAAAACCAAUGUUCCAUCCUCGGUGUCUUUAUACUUUGAGUAUACGGCCCCUGGUAGCUCCAGCGUUCAGAGAACGCAGCCCAUGACCAUCACUUUUACAAGGCGAAAGCUGCCAGAAGUUCAACAAAAUACUUUCAGACUUCCAGGAGGAGUAGUCUCUUAUGCCACUAUGCGGCCUCCGACAUCCUUGGAAUGCAACAAAAACAAAGGCGCAAAACUUCCAGUAUUGCUAGGCCUCCAUGGAGCAGGACAAGCUGCAAGUGAUGAGAUAAUUCGCACUAUGCUUGAUGGUGUAUCUGACAUAUGUGCAUGGACCUUAUUUCCCAGUGGUGUAACACCGUGGAGUGGAGACGAUUGGCGUAGGUUUCGAUCUCUUGGUUGUUGAAUUCCUGGCUAACAGAUUACUUCCAGAUACUUGGGGAUUUGCCGACUUACAGCACUCAGUCCGAGCACUUAACGACUACAUCAGGUACAGUGGUUGGACAGGAGUCGGGGUCAUUGACGGUGACUGGAUUAUAGCCGGACACUCAAACGGCGGUAAGUACGGCUAUUAUUUCGGUUUAAUAUUGGAAUCUAACUAGAAACAGGCCAGGGAACUUGGUAUACCAUCUCACAUUACCCCGAUAAAAUCAUUGCUGCAGCACCUGUUGCGGGUUAUACUUCGAUAGAAAGUACGUAUCCUCCCCCUUCCAUAUUGAGCCAUAACUGAUGGUACCCUUUCAAUAGACUAUGUCCCAUACUCCAUGUGGCAUAAUACAGACUCAUUGUUGGCUUCUACGUUUUACCGAGCGCGCCAGGACUUUAAACAUGAGAUUCUAGUUGAUAACUUUGCUGGAAUCCCGGUCUAUCAACAGCAUGGUGCCUCUGACGAUAAUGUGGUGGUAUACCAUUCUCGUCUAAUGCAUAGGUUGUUGCAAGAGAGCGGCUCACCCUCAAAGUAUCAUGAAGUGCCAGGUAAAAACCACUGGUACACCGGAAUUAUGACUUCCGACUUCCUUAAAGGUUUCUACUAUACAUAUGUUCAACGCCCAAAUGCCACUAAUCUUCUUCCUCAAAGAUUUUCGGUCACUCUCCCACCUGCAGGUCAUAUGAGUACCAGAGGGGGUAUAUAUGUGGAUCAAUCACAUACCCCUGACCGAGUUGGCUCUAUCGAGGUUGAGCGAGGUAUGACCAAUGACGGAGUCUGGAAGUUAAAGACACGAAAUAUCCGCCGUUUCCACCUCGAGACCAGCGCAAUCAGAUCACAAGUUCCACUGUAUAUCCAGGUAGAUGGCUCGACUAGAUUCACAAUCACUCCUAGCAACUCUACCACAACAUGGUACACACAAGAUGGUGCUGGAAAGUGGACAUCGGGUGGUGACUCGUGGCGUACUAUUUCACAGAGAUAUGGCAGACAGGCUGGUGUGAAUGCUUUCCUCCGCACAGAAGCGCCGUUUACUGUGACCGCUGCAGCUCAGGAAACUCGAGAUCUCGCCCUGCAAACCUGCCGAAAUUUAUUCCAGUACUUGUCAGCCGAUUGCAUCAUUUCGUAUGCUGUGCCCACUGCCGACUCCACAACUGCUGCUAGCCGGGCAGGCAACAACGUUAACAUCUUGCUUGGUGCUCAGCCAAAUGGAUACACAGCCGGGAACUUUGCUAUAUCAAUUUCAGCACGAUCGCUGGAUAUCAAGACUUCCCAGGGAACAACAAGCUAUCCCUUUGAGCCGGGCCUCGGUGCUAUCUUCAUACGCCCCUUGGUAAAUGAGCGUUUAGAGCUAGUUAUUUGGGGAUCCGACAUAGCCGGCCUUCAACAGGUUGCUCGCCUGGUGCCUGUCCUCACAGGAGUCGGCCAGCCUGACUUCGUGGUUGUUAACAAGGGAACCCCAUUGAAGGGACAAGGCUCUCUCUAUGCUGCUGGCUUCUUCGAUUCUGAGUGGAAAGUCUCUGCGGCCUCUUAUGUUUCGUGAGCUUGAGUAGAUCAGCCUGUUGUCUAUGUGGCAUACAAACCAAGUACAGUGUAGGGUUCCUAAUAUAUACAUUAGACAGCCCUUAGACAAUGAUAUAGCGAUAUAUGUGCCUUUCGUCCACCAAAUGCAGACUCUGCUAUGCCCACUGCUCCUGUGAUACCCUUAUACCAUCAUACAUCUGUCUAUACCCCUUGUAGUUAUUUCUGUUUGCAUACUAUAUCCAUGGUUUCCAUAUGGGGACUUACCGACUCUACAUGGCCAGACCAGCGACUAAGCAGCAAGCUCUCGUUGCCCUUGUUUCCUUCUGCCACCGCCCUUCCCCUUUUGGCUUCCCACAACUUCAAGACUUCAACUUCAACUUCUCGGCUGCUGCAACAACAACAACAACAUCAACAUCAA